AUGGCAUUCUACAGCGCAGGCCCGCUCUCACCGGGUUACAACUCCUCCUCGGCGUGGGGAGGCAACGAUAACACCGAGGAAGAUCCUUGGGCUGCUCCUGGUGCUGGAGGUGCCACUGCUUCGUCGUCGUCUGCAGCGACGGGAGCAACGCCUACUUCAUCGUCUGCUGGAUUCGCGGCGUCCCCACCUGGCGGCUUCACUUCGUUCUCCACGCAGCAUCAGCAGCAGCACAACAGCAGGCAGCAACAGGCUGGGUACUUUGGUGCGGGCGGCGGUGUCGGGUCCAACCUCUCGCAGGAAGCGGAUACCUAUGGCGAUGGCUCGACGGAUACUGGUUUUGGUGGAGCGGGUGGAUUCGGCUCGGCAGCCGGUGCGCCUUCGAGCCACUUCGGCAGCGCUGCUGCCACUGCUGGAGCAAAACAAUUGCACCAUUCCAACGCCCACUCUUCGCCGAGCACUUACGGCUCCGCGAUCAGCUCGAUAGAGCAUCAGCAGUCCGCACCCUCCUCCCAUCAGCCUGCUCAGCAACCGUCAUCCGCCUCUGCAGCUUCUUCCCAAGCUCCAAAGCCGUCCCAGCAAUCCGGAGCCUUCCCCUCCGGCGUCAGCACAUCGCAGUAUCAAUCCACUUCAUCUCACACGACCGGUGCCUCGCGCUUCCAAUCGCACACCCCUUCCACCCUCCUCCCGCACGAACCGGCCGGCUUCUCCUCCGCCGCCUCUUCCUCCACAGACUACGGCGCAGCACCCCGCCAGCUCGCCCCUGGCUACCCGCUUCCCGCGUCCAAUUAUACCGUUCCCGCCUACUCACCUUUUGCUCGCGUGGACUCGCUCAGCACCCCACGCAGAGAAGCCGUCGAAGACAUGUACGGCGUCCCCGAGAACUUCCUUGAGGUCGAAGUGCGCAAUCCGCUCACCCACGGCGUGGGCAGGAAGAUGUACACCGAUUACGAGAUUGUGACGCGCACCAACAUCCCCGCGUUCAAGCUGAGAUACUCUUCGGUUAGGAGGCGGUACAGCGACUUUGAGUAUUUCAGGGAUAUCCUGGAGAGGGAGAGUACGAGGGUGAACAUCCCCCCGCUGCCAGGGAAAGUGUUUACGAACAGGUUCACGGACGAGGUCAUCGAGAGUAGGCGCGAGGGGCUGGAGCGCUUCUUGCAGGUUGUCGCGGGUCAUCCGCUGUUGCAGACCGGCAGCAAGGUUAUGGCGGCUUUCCUGCAGGACUCCGGCUGGAGCAAGGAUCAGUGGCUGUAA
Sporisorium graminicola is the source of this 1251-nucleotide messenger RNA. RefSeq lists its product as uncharacterized. The record is from RefSeq and is a predicted model, not a curated record. Gene Ontology annotation, biological process: late endosome to Golgi transport; endocytic recycling. The transcript has a single exon. Bases 1 to 1251 code for a protein of 416 amino acids. NCBI's taxonomy places the organism in Eukaryota, Fungi, Basidiomycota, Ustilaginomycetes, Ustilaginales, Ustilaginaceae. Gene Ontology annotation, molecular function: phosphatidylinositol-3-phosphate binding. Gene Ontology annotation, cellular component: early endosome membrane; retromer complex.